Messenger RNA from Drosophila ananassae, 2753 nucleotides. Its product is annotated as cysteine-rich motor neuron 1 protein. Bases 399 to 1184 code for a protein of 261 amino acids. NCBI's taxonomy places the organism in Eukaryota, Metazoa, Arthropoda, Insecta, Diptera, Drosophilidae. Gene Ontology annotation, biological process: regulation of signal transduction; regulation of cell growth. The record is from RefSeq and is a predicted model, not a curated record. Gene Ontology annotation, molecular function: insulin-like growth factor binding. The transcript has 6 exons. Gene Ontology annotation, cellular component: extracellular region.
AGGUCUAUGCAGCGGCAAGCUAGUUCAGUCUCUUGCCUUAAAUGGCCGCCUGCGGCAGACAAAAGCGCAUGAAAAAUUCAUAAGAAUUUGUCGGUCCGUAAGAAGGUAUUCUCGCCCAACGUUCGUCAACGUCAGGCAGGCAACAACGACAGCAAUAACAACAUCAUAUAGCAUAUAGGCUAGCCUUAAACGUCUAUCGUUAGGUGUAACGAGCCAACAUGCAAAUUGCCUGCGCUGGACCCAUGCCCGGACCCCAGGAUCAGAAUCCGUAUCCGUACCAGAACCAGAAACACGAGUACGAGUACCAGGACGAGUCCCAGCACCAGUACCAGUACGAACAUCGUCAUCAUCAUCGGAUGUAGAAGAACCAAAAGGGGCACAAUAAAAAUUGCCUAUAAAUGGACGGAAGAGCCGAAGGCGGGGUACAGUCGGUGAUGGUGGAGGAUAUACGCACAAGGACAACAACGGUGGCAGGCAAACAGCACAACAAAGCCAAACUUCCGCAUAGGAUGCGCCAGAACGGAAGUUAUUUUGGCCGCCUGAACGUGAGCGCGCUGCUCAUCUACUUGUGCUGCUAUCUGCUCCUGAUAAUGGCAGCAUCUGGCGGCAGCAACAAUGUGGUAAAUGGCCUCAAAUGCUACUGCAAUCCGAAGGAGUGCGACGUAAUACAUUCUCCGGACUGCCCCGGCAAAGGACUUAUGCUCUGGGAUCCCUGCAAAUGUUGCCGCAUAUGCGCCAAAACUCUGGGCGAGUCCUGCGGCGGUCCGGGCGGAUUUUCCGGUCAAUGUGAGCCGCCCCUGCAGUGUGUGACCAAACUGCCCAUUAGCAGCGGACUGGGCGUAUGUAUGGAUUUGCAGCAUUUGACCGCCCUGACCUACAGCCAGCGCGAUAAUUGCACUGACAGCGAAUCGAUUGUCCUGCAGCAAGGAUGUGAGAUCACCAACAAACGCUGCCAGUGCUGGCCCACCAUGCGCACCUGUCGCAGCGAUUUCACCCGCGACGGAGGCUCCCCCAGCGAUUCCCGUUGGCAUUUCAAAAACCUAGAGGAGUGCCAGUUGAAUUUGCAAAACCUAAUUAAGCUCGAACUGGAAUUCGAUGAAGACUACAAAAUCUCACCGAGCAAACUUUCAUACAAAAAGUUGCGCAGAAAGCGAAAAAGUUUAAGAAAACGCAUAAUCAUCUAGGACGAUUGAGUCAUCGACCUGCCAUUGAAGUCGCAGCCCCCUUCUCAUCUCUUAACUUAACAAAAACAAAAAAGAAAAAUUAAUUAAAAGAUAUGAAAGAUCUUGUACAGAUAGUAUGCUUACUUCUAAAUAAUAAUAUGGCUAAUAUAAAAUAUGAUAAAUACACAUAUACAAGAGGAAAAGAACAUAUGAUAAUUAAAAUUAAUAUUGUAUGUAUCCUAAGACAUUUGUUACUUUAUUGUUUUUAGAGUGCGCAUACGUAUGUAUAAAUUUGCAAUUUCUAUUCCUAACGCCAAAAAAUAAGAGUCAAGCCCAAAUAUACAAACAAUAAAAUAAAAGCAUUUAAAAACUGUUGAUGCUUUGAAAACAAAAAUAUUUAAAAUGUGCAAAUGUUAAGCCAAGCCAUUCAAUAAACAAUAAACAAUAAUGCCCAAUGACAAAUUUUGCUGUAAUGAAAAGCAUCCGAAAUAUAUAAAUGGCCAGAAAUUUAAAUAUUUGUUUUUUUUAUAUUUUCGGGGGACUUAAAAGAAAACUAGAAAUAAAUAUUUUAAAUAUUUCACAUGUAACUGUUAGCUCAUACUGGCGUUAACAUUAUUUAUAUUAUUGCGCCUUACAGCACAAGCUACUGUUAAGCUAUAACAUUACAGAUUACUGUAGUAUACUUUCAGUAAUAAGAUUACAGAGUCCUUACAUUUAACAGACCCCAAAAUGUAUGCUACAUAAUUUAGCAUAUGCUAUGUCGAAAGGAUUUCUGUUAAACGCGUGUAGAAGUAGUGUCUAUUUUAUUCUAUUUUGUAAAAAAAAAUAUGAUUUUGUUUAAAGAUUAUUUAAUAUAAAAGAAAAGCAAAAAUUAUUAGAACAAUACAAGAAAAUGUAAUAUUUAAUUUGUCUCUAAAGAGUGUAUUUAAAACAGCUUGUUAUUAAGUUAGAACUUCUUUUCUUUACCUUCUACUAUUCCAUGAUUCCAUGAUUAUAUUUUUAUUAAUUGGCCAAUAUGAGUAUGAAAACUUUACCUAAAUCCAAUUUAUAACUUAAAGACAAAAAUGUAUGUCAAAAAAUUUCAGUCAUUUAAUUCCUUAUUAAAUCAAUGCCCACUUGACUGUCAGUUCAUGUCCUCAGAACUACUAUUCGAACUGACCGAGACGCCGUAACAAUAGUGAGGGUGCCACAAAAAAAAAUAAAUAAACCCUUUUGCCCCAAAAAUCGACCAUCAACGGCAGUCGAGUGGGGUCAGUUCUUCAAAAGAUCAAAGAUACACUUUGGCGCUUAAGUGUUUUCCCGCCGCUCUCCAGCAUCUUCGGCACCUAUCACUUCAAGGAGUUUCAGUUUUGAGCCCGAGUUCGAGUUGUGUUUCGCUUUUUCAAUUGAGUUGUUAUAUUUUAUUUUAUUUCUGUGGCUCGAUGUGCACCUUAGUGGAGCAAACAAAAGCAAUUAGACGGCGUCAUCUGACAGCCUCAAUGGAAUAGUUUUCGAGCCGAAUAUGCCUCUCCGUUGGAAUGCCUCUGAUGGGAUCUGAUCUGAUCCGAUGUCCAAAUGCCAAUGAGGGGGGUGGGUCAAGAGGGGGGGCCA